This is a messenger RNA of Striga hermonthica, 464 nucleotides long. Lineage: Eukaryota; Viridiplantae; Streptophyta; Magnoliopsida; Lamiales; Orobanchaceae. The record is from the annotation of a GenBank genome assembly.
GUUCGAUUGGAAUCAGAAGUGUGAGGAGAGUUUCCAGGAGUUGAAGAGGAGACUCACUACUGCGCCCGUUCUAUCCAUUCCCGACCCUACUUUGGAGUUCACCAUCUAUAGUGAUGCUUCAAAGAUGGGUUUGGGAUAUGUCCUUAUGCAGCAGGGGAGGGUCGUAGCCUAUGCUUCGAGGCAGCUGAAGCCUCACGAGCAGAACUACCCCACCCACGAUCUUGAGUUAGCUGCAGUCGUUCACGCCUUGAAGAUUUGGCGACACUACCUCUAUGGAGGCAAGUGUGAGAUAUUUACUGACCACAAGAGCCUAAAGUACAUUUUCACUCAGAAGGAGUUGAAUAUCCGGCAGCGUAGGUGGUUGGAACUGGUCAAGGACUACGAUUGCACGAUUAGCUACCAUCCGGGGAAAGCUAACGUGGUAGCCGAUGCCCUUAGUCGGAGGAGUUAUGGCCAGUUAUCCU